AGAGAGAGCAUGAGAAGGAGAGAGGUAGACGGAGAUGUAUAUUCUCAGUCCCUCAGCCAGAGGCAGAGAGCUUGGUCAGACUAGAAUAGCACAGGACGGUCCUGGUCCAAAGUGUGUUUCGGAGUGUGGGCCAGACAGCAUGUCGGAUCCUGAAGCCAGAGUGAACUCAAAAAAAGCCGGCAUUCGGGCUGCCGUCAUUCUGAUCGGACUACUGCACAAGUCCAGGCGGCAGAAGGAGAAAGAGAGAGAGAAGGAGCGGAAACAAGAGCUGCUGACCAUCUCCAGUGUGCCUCUGGGAGAAUGUCCACCCUCACCUCCCCGCACUGCACCACCCACCAUGAAGUCGGCGGAGUUCUUCGACAUGCUGGAAAGGAUGCAGAUUCCCAAAACUGAGGAGACUAAGAGAAUCAAGGAUGACUACAUCCCUUACCCACGGAUUGAGGAUGUCCUGGAGAAGGGUGGUCCCUACCCUCAGGUCAUUUUACCUCAGUUUGGUGGAUACUGGAUCGAGGAUCCCGAGGCUCCAGUCGGGACGCCCACGUCCUCAGACAGCAGCUUCUGUGAGGAGGAGGAUGAUGGUCUUAGUCCUAGUGGAGGAGGAGGAGGUUCCAGCUACAGGCUGGAGUGUAACAACACUUCACGCGCUUACCGCAAACACUUUCUGGGCAAGGAGCACAUGAACUAUUACUGCACAGCCAGUAGUAUGGGACACCUCAUCAUGUCUCUGAAGUAUGAGGAAGUAGACGGACAGGAGUCGCUCCGCAUCAUGCUCAGGUCAAAAACAAAGACCCUUCAUGAGCGGAUCCCACUUGAAGGACUCCUUCAGUUACCAAGUGUACCACAGAUAGCAAAGCUGCUCUGCGAUGAUGUCACGGGUCUAAAGUUCAACCCCGUCCUCUACCCCAGGGCCUCGCAACUGAUCGUCAGUUUUGAUGAGCACGAAUUGAACAACACUUUCAAGUUUGGAGUCAUCUAUCAGAAGUUUGGUCAGACAUCAGAGGAAGAGCUGUUCGGCAACAACGAGGAGACGCCUGCCUUUGCUGAAUUCCUCAGUGUUUUAGGAGACAAUAUUGAACUGCAGGAUUUUAAAGGCUUCAGAGGCGGUCUGGAUGUGUCUCACGGACAGACGGGAUCCGAGUCCGUCUAUACUACGUUCCGUCAGAGAGAAAUCAUGUUUCACGUUUCCACAAAACUUCCCUUCACAGAAGGAGACAUUCAGCAGCUCCAGAGGAAGAGACAUAUUGGCAAUGACAUUGUCGCAGCCGUCUUUCAGGAAGGGCCCACGCCAUUCGUACCUGAUAUGAUCGCUUCCAACUUCCUUCAUGCCUACGUGUUAGUGCAGGCAGAAAACCCCUGUACUGAUCAUACUAUGUACAAGGUGUCCGUCACAGCGCGAGAGGAUGUCCCUCCGUUCGGCCCCCCUCUUCCAAACCCUUCAGUCUUUAAGAAGGGUCCUGAGUUCCGGGAAUUUCUCCUGGCAAAAUUGAUCAAUGCAGAAAAUGCAUGCUACAAGUCAGACAAGUUCGCCAAGCUAGAGGAGAGGACACGGGCAGCACUGUUAGAUAACCUUCACGAUGAAUUGCACAGACAGACACAGGCCACAGUAGGACUGGGAUCGACUUCAGAUGAAGAAAAGCUUGAAAAUGGAGGUCAUGGUGGGCUGCUGGAGUCUUUUAAGAGGGCCAUGCGUGUGAGGAGCCACUCCAUGGAGACGAUGGUGACUCAUAAACACAAGAGUCCAGGAGCCGUGGCGGGGGUCCCGUCGAGCGUCAGCGGUGGAGGACUUCAGCAGAACAGCAUGGAGUGCACCAAGAGCACCUUUACUCCUCCAGUGCUCUCUGCAAAGUCUCCUUUAAAGAGUCCUGUAAAGCGGCGCUCUGGUUUGUUCCCUAGACUACACUCCAGCACAGAAAGUCCAACUGAGAAACAUCCAACUCGCGGUGACCAAAAAACAGAAGUAUUCCCUCACUCACAGGAAGUGAGGUCAGAGACGUUGUCCAAUCCGAGUUCACCAGAGAUCUGCCCAAACAAAGAAAGGCCAUUCGUGAAGCUGAAAGAGUUUAGCGGCAGAGCUAAUAUCUCCCGAUCCUCCUCCAGCACCAGCAGCUUUAGCAGCACAGCGGGAGAUGGAGACGGACUGGAGGAGCUGGAACUGAGCAGUCACCCAUCCACGGCCUCAUCUGUGUAUAGUCCGUCCCUCAGCGUGGAAAGCCAGAACUCCGGAACGCCACUGAUCAUGUGCCGCAGUCCCACAGAUGUAAAGAGCAAAACUUCACCAAGGUCAAACUUGAAAUUCCGCUUCGACAAGCUGAGCCACUCCACAGGUCAUUAGGUCGGACAGAAGCCACUGCAUGGACAAAAGGCAGUGGUAAUGAAUGGAUUUUUAUAGAUUGGAAGAAAAAAGGGACCAUUUUCUCUAGCCGAUGCAACAGUUAUUACUGUUCAACAUAUUACACAACUGAACACCAUGUUAAGAACCGAUCUUACAA
Molecule: messenger RNA, 2489 nt
Organism: Pimephales promelas (fathead minnow)
Lineage: Eukaryota; Metazoa; Chordata; Actinopteri; Cypriniformes; Leuciscidae
Gene: rap1gap2a
Product: RAP1 GTPase activating protein 2a
Biological process (GO): regulation of small GTPase mediated signal transduction
Cellular component (GO): plasma membrane; cytoplasm
Molecular function (GO): GTPase activator activity
Source: RefSeq, a predicted model, not a curated record